Molecule: messenger RNA, 6512 nt
Organism: Esox lucius (northern pike)
Lineage: Eukaryota; Metazoa; Chordata; Actinopteri; Esociformes; Esocidae
Product: interphotoreceptor matrix proteoglycan 1
Exons: 17
Coding region: 341-5200 (1619 amino acids)
Biological process (GO): visual perception
Source: RefSeq, a predicted model, not a curated record
UGUCUGAGCAGCAGAUAAACAGAUUAUUCCCGAAACAGUGCUGGCUUUUUUAACUGUCAGUCUUGUCACACUUUGAGCACAUCCACAAUCCCUUGUUGGACAGGGUUUGCUCUCAUAGUUCCGCGCCAUGUCUGUCAGAUGCCGCUAUCAAAUUCUCAUUAUCUGCCGGGAAAGCAGGUCUGAACAUAAAUGACCAACCACUUCCAUGUGGAAUUUAUAGACGGCCCAGAUAUUUAGUGAUCCUGAGGAAAGUAUUGUCACGCAUGGGCACCAAAUGAGAUAAAACUGAACCUGAACUUUUUUUUUUUACGCUGAUAACUGGAAACUAAACGGUUUAAUCAUGCCUUGGAAAUAUGGGCUGCUUACUCUUACGCUGUUUUUCUCUGCUCUUCAAGCGACUGGAAUUAAAGCAAGGAAUUAUCCAAGUUCAUGGCUGAGAGGAGAUAUCAGAGCGACAACGGAAGAAAUCAGUUCUACGCGCUUGGAUGAACUUUUGGAAACGACCCAGCAGAACUCUAAUAUCCGAACCAUAUUUGAUUUGGGAAAGUACCGUGCGAAGAGGUCAGCGGUCUUCCAGUCUGGAGUGAGAGUCUGUCCACAAGAGACCAUCAAUGAGGUCAUAGCCAGCCACCAAGCUUACUACAGGCUCAGAGUUUGUCAGGAAGCCGUUUGGGAAGCAUUCCGGAUCUUCUUUGACCGAAUCCCUGGAACUACAGAGUACACGACGUGGGUUCACAAAUGUCGACAUGAACCCCUGUGUCUCUCUGACCUGGCUGGGAACUUCAGUAACUCAGAAGAGCACCUGAGUAUGGUGUACAGGAGGAUGAACCUGCGAGAUAAGAAGCAGUCGACUGGAGGCGUAGCUGCCACAACCAUAGCUGCUGCUGUGGUCACUGAGAUUGCAGGUUCUGAGGAGGCCCGGACUUCAGUCCCAGAACCACCUGCUCCUGUGACCAACGAUGCCAAGGUCCCUGAAACACCUGAGGGAACACUUGAAACAGAAACCGCUGCUGAGAAGGACUCUGAGCUACCCAACGUGGUCCCGGAGAACCUUGUGGAGGAGAUAGUAGAAUUCAGCAUUGAUCUGGUGGACCCAGGUUACAGGGAAUUACUGGAUGACCCUGACUCCCCCCAGUACGUUGACCUUUCUCAUCACCUGCAAGACCAGAUGCUCCAUGUUUUUGACAAACUCCCAGGAUUUAAAGAGAUCAGUGUUUUGGGAAUCAGCGAGACCCUGGAGAGUGACGGACCUGGAGGAGUGACGGUGCAUUAUUCUCUGGUCUUUGAGAGAAUUUCACCAGAGAAUGCCACGAGGACUCCAGCCACAGCCGUGUCCAGCCUGCGGGAAAUAGUGGCCAACUCUUUAAGUGAAGAGGCGUCUCUGCCAGUGGAUCUACAGUCCUUAAACUUUGAACCAGUAAAAGUAAUUCCACUAACUACUAAACCUGCCAAGGAAGCUGUUGAGGAAGUGUUUGAGGAUUUCAGUAACCCACCUAUACACAACCACAUGGAAAUAGUCACAGAUGAGCCAGAGAUUGCUGUGGAGAAGCCUCGUCUGGAUGUUCCACUUGGACCUGUGGAUAAAGAUAAGGCUCUUGUCACCUUACUGGACCCUACUGGAGAUAUUCCAGAUGAUGAAGAAAAGGCACCACCAGAGAGAGGUGAUGUACCCUACAUCUACGAGGAUACUAGUGAAUCGAUGGACAUUGACGAGAGUGAGUCUGAAGCAACAACUGAACCGGAAGAAGUUCUGUUUAUUACACAUCUGAUUGAAACCAUCCAUGCCACUGAUAAGGGAAAUGGUGAGCUUGUAAGACACUACUUCCUAACUACAACUCCACAGGAAUAUGUUGCUGAGCCUAGCAUUCCAGAGGAAUACCCUGAGCCUCCUUUUGGUAAUGUAGUCCCUACUAAUGGGUACCCUGUCUUACCCCCUGAGGAUUUGGAUAUUACCUCUGCUCCUAAAAAUGAAGGUACAGAAACAGACAAUCCAACUGAACUCCCUCCUAAUUGGAUAUCAGAAGAUGAGGCUGUUGUGGAGGCGGAGGCAAAGCCCACUCCCACCACUCAGAUUCUUCUCACAACAGCCACUGAGGAAGAAGCAUCUGACACUGUAUUGCCUGUGACGACUCUUUCGGCCAUCACAGAUCAGCCUGCCACUAAAGCAAUAGAGGACAAUGAAGUUGAGGGGGAUCUUGAACAUGUUGUAGUUGAAGAAGAGCCAGAAUAUGAAGAAGAGGUAGUAGAGGAACAAGAACCUGAGAAAGAAAUAGUUGAGGUAUUGGAACCUGAGGAGAAUGUAUUUGUGGAACCAGAACCUGACAAAGAGGUAGUUAUGGUUUCAGAAUCUGAGAAAGAAGUAGUUGAGGUAUUGGAACCAAAAGAAGAGGUAGUUGAGGAAACAACAUCUGAGGGAGAAGUAGUUGAGGAACCAGAAACUGACAAAGAGAUAGUUGAGGUCUCAGAACCUAAGGAAAAAGUUGAUGAGUUCUCAGAGACUAAUAAAGAGGUAGCUAAGAUAUCUAAACCUGAGGAUGAGGUAGUUGAAGUCGUGGAAGCUGAAGAAGAGACCGUUGAUGAACCUGAAGAAGAUACAGAUAAGAUCUCUGAACCUGAGGAAAAGGUAGAUGAGGUCUCAGAAGCUGAGAAUAUGUUAGUCGAGGAGCCAGCUGUACUUGAGGACUCAGAACAUAAGGAAGAGAUAGUUGAGGAACCAGUACCUGAGGAAAGUGUAAUUCGGAAGGAUGAGGAUGUAGUUGAGGUCUCACAAUCUGAGGAUGUGGAAUCUCAGGAGAUAGUUGAAAAACCAGCAGAAGAUGUAAUUGAGGUUUCAGAACCAGAUCAAGAGGUAGCUGAGGUCUUUGAACCAAAGGAAGAGAUAGUUCAAGCACCAGAACAAAAUGUGGCACCUGAGGAGAAGGUAACUGAAAAAACAGAACCUGAGGAAGAGGUAAUUAAGACCCCAGAACCGGCAGAAGAGGGAGUUGAUUUCUCAGAAACUGAGAAAGAAAUAUUGGGGAAACCAGAAUCAGACAAAGAGGUAGCUGACAUCUCAGAAUUUGAGCAAGAGGUAGUUGAGGUCUUGGAACCUGAGGAAGGGGUAAUUAAGGUCUUGGAACCUGAGAUUAUUGAGGUCUUGGAACAUGAGCAAGAGUUAGUUGAAUCUAAGGAAGAGGUUUUUGACUCCUCGGUACAUGAGGGAGAGGUAGUUGAGGGUCCAGAAACUGAGGAAAAGGAAGUUGAGGAACUCAAACCUGAUGAAGAGGUUGUUGUGGAAGGAGAGCAUGAGGAAAAGGUUUCUGAGGAACCCAAACCUGAUGAAGAGUUUGUUGUGGAAGGAGAGCAUGAGGAAAAGGUUUCUGAGGAACCCAAACCUGAUGAAGAGUUUGUUGUGGAAGGAGAGCAUGAGGAAAAGGAUGUUGAGGAACACAAGCCAAAUGAAGAGGAAGUUGAACUCAAACCUGGGGAGGGGAUAGCUGAGAAAGACAAACCAGUGGAUGAGGCUGUUGAAGUGAUGGAACCUGUGGAAGAGGUAGUUGAGGAACCAGAAUCUAAGGACGAGGUUGUAGGUGUCUUUGAAACUGAAGGAGAGGUAUUCAAGGUCUUGGAACCUGAGGAUGAUAUAGUUAAUGAACCAGAACCUAAGGAAGAGCUAGUUGAAGUCUCAGAACCUGACGAUGAGGAAGCUAAGGUCUCAGAGCCUGAAGAAGGGAUAGUUGAAAAAGCAGAACCUGACAAAGGUGUUGAUGAGGCCUCAGAAACCGAAGAAGGGAUAGUUGAGGAACCAGAACCAAUUAACGAAGGAGCUGAGGUCUCAAAACAUGAAAAAGAAAUAGUAGAGGUCUUGGAACCAGAAGAGUCAGUUGAGAAAACAGAACAUGAGAAAGAGGUUGUUGUCAAACCAAAGCCUGGGGAAGAGAUUGUUGUGGAAGCUAAAGAAGAAGAAGUUCAGGAAACAGCACUUGAUGAAGAUGUUACCAAAUCAUUAGCAGGAGAAAUUAAAAUUAUCCAACCUGUGGAUUCUGUAGAGGGCACUCCCUUUGGAGAGGAAACUGAACCUCUAGAAGAAGACAAUAUUGUGCCAAAAGAAGACCAAUCAUUUGAAGAGGAAAUUGAGGACCUGCUACCUGAAUACCCUGGGUAUGAGGACAUCCACCAUGAGGAAGCUGUUGAUACUGUGGAAGAAACGGAGGACAGAGAAUCUGUUUCAUUGCCAGAUGGGAGGGAAAAGGGGAUAGCAGAGACAGCACAACCCAUCCCAGAUUCUAUACCCACACCACCUGGAGAAUCUGACACUGUGCCUGAGGUAAAUGUCAAAGGGUCACCUUCAGAGCUAGAGCCUAUGGAGGAGGAUGUUGAGGAACAUGAUGUGACUGUUAUUGAUGAAGAAGAGUUGGACGAAGAAGUCAUGGAGGUCUCAGAACCUAAGGGCAUUAGUGUACAAGACAUUGCUGAUGAACUCGAUAAAAUGGACCUGGUGAGCACAGAGCUCACUGACCUUCCAGAGGCGAGUGGAUACCCAUUGGCUCCUGAGGAGCACCCCUUUGAGACCACUGCAUCACCACCACUGAGAUAUUUGACCACUCCCUCCAAGACCACAGCCAGCAAGGGAAGAGAGCUGGUGGUGUUCUUCAGCCUACGGGUGACCAACAUGAGGUUCUCCGAUGACCUCUUCAACAAGAGCUCCUCCGAAUAUAGAUCCCUGGAGAACACCUUUGUGGAACUGCUGCUGCCGUACCUGCAGUCCAAUCUAACAGGAUUCAAGAAGUUGGAGAUUCUGAACUUCAGGAAUGGCAGCGUUGUCGUCAACAGCAAGGUGAAGUUCACCAAGUCUGUGCCGUACAAUGUGACCCAGGCCAUCCACUGUGUCCUGGAAGACUUCUGCAACGCUGCAGCCAUGAGGCUCAACAUUGAGAUCGACAGUCACUCUCUGGACAUAAAACCUGCUGACCAAGCAGAUCCCUGUAAGUUCUUGGCUUGCAAUGACUUCUCUCGCUGUGUGGUGAACCGCUGGUCUCGGGAGGCCGAGUGUCUGUGUGACCCGGGCUACAUGACACUGGAUGGCCUGCCCUGUCAGAGCAUCUGUGUCCUGCAGCCCGACUACUGCCAGAACGGGGGCCAGUGUGAGACAGUACCAGGGCAUGGAGCUACUUGCAGAUACCCAGACAAGUCUUCAAGUCUUCCGGGCCUGAGUAGUUAAGAAAAUACAGGGUUGAAUGACAUCAAAGUUACAUAUUGAGGACUGUUUUUAAAGGAUAUUGGAAUAGCGGAGGCGAAUAACAGACUGUCGUUGACUGCAGAAAGACAUUAACCUGUGGAUAACUGAUGGACAGGCACUCAGCCAGACACAACCCCUUAAUAACAGCUCUGCAUAGGAACUUUUCCAUGCCUGUGAUUUGCCAGGAAGGACACUCCCCUUUUCUGUCAGACACUCAGGCAAACGCUGUGGGCAGCCGAACUCGAUCUUUGUCAUCAGUGGACAAAACUCAAUACCAACAGAUACAUGACAAUCCAAUGUUAUCAUAUAACUAAGUGCUGAAGCACCCUAGGCCAGCAAACUGCUUUUAUACAAAUGUGACAUUUUAGUAGUGAAAAUGUUUUUUUUUAUUUUAAAUGCCAGAUGAAAGGUUAUGAGAAAUGUUUUCCUCAUAAUGAGGUUCUUAUAUUGCAGUGGGUACAAUGAAUCAUAUACCUUAGACCUGUGAGAGAGAACCAUUGUUCUAAUGUGUCUCUGUUACACUGCCAUGGUGUUAAUGUUUUUUAGUGUCCUCCAACAUCCAUACAGUAAAAUUAACUAUUCACUUACACUUCAAUAGGGCUUUUUCCUAAGCACCUGUGUUUUCUCUGGUUUUCCUGCUGUAGCAUUAACAUGCUGAACAAUAGAAUGAUGUAAAAAAAAAAAGUAUAUAAUAAUAAUUGCAAAAGCAGUAGAGCGAAACAUGGAAUGCAUUUAUUUAAUCAAUUAUAGAACAGCGUUAGAAAAGUGACAGUGAAAAGGCAGUAUCUGAGGAAUGAUUGUUACGCGUGUUGAGAUACAGAGCUUAGACGCCAGUCAGACAUUUGUUGAACAUUACGAGGUACAGUAUAUUCCAGGAGAACCCACAGUACAGUAGUACACACUGGUGUUCAAAUUAUUAAUAAAUACUAAGGUCUAAACAGAAGAAAACAUGCCUCAGAUACAAGCGCAUGAUUGGAUAGAUUUAAUCCAUUCAAACAACCAUGACAACGCUUUUCGCAUAUGCAGCGCAUCAGAGGGAAUGAGAACAAAACUAAAGACUAACAGCCUUACCUGAACAGGGUACUUCCAGUCUCAUAAGAGAUUGUCUCUAUAACACAGUACUGUACAGUGACAAAGGCUGUCCUCCUCCAUGUAGCUUUGUAUGGGUAAAUUAUUGCUUUAUUUAACAGUAGACAAGAGCUGGUUUUCCCCCUGAAGAAAAAGACAUUGAGUCAUGUGCCCAAAUCCAACGAUAGUAGAAAGAUUUCUUUUGAAAAUAAAUGUGUACAUUCCA